GCCGGACGCUAUAGCGUCUGCUCUUGUCAAGAUGGCGGCGCCCAUGAGCGAGGGCGGUAAAGCGCUUGUGGACGCGGAACCCUCGGUUCUCCCUGGCGGGGCGGCGCCCUACGGAAACUUCCCAGACUAUUCCCGCUUCCACCCGCCGGAGGGACGCGUCCGUCUCCUGCCCACCGCGCUACUGAGCGAGCUGUUCCCUAGCCCGCGUGCGGGGCCCCUUUUGGGGCUUGACGUGGGGUGCAAUUCAGGGGAGCUCAGCAUUGCCCUCUACAGGCACCUCCUUGGGUUUAAGGAGAACAAAGCCAGCCCUGACCAUUCUACAGCUGGGAAGGACCUAAGCCUCCUCUGCUGUGACAUUGAUGCUGAGCUGAUUGAGAGAGCCAAGCAACACAGCCCCUUCCCUGGCUCCAUUUCCUAUGCCACUCUCGAUAUCAUGGACCCCAAUGCAAGAGAAACGGUGCUGAGCUGCUAUUUGAGCAGGUUCAACCGUUCGAUGUUUGAUAUUUGCUUCUGUAUGUCUGUGACCAUGUGGAUCCACCUGAAUCAUGGGGACAGUGGUCUGGUGAAGUUUCUGUCCUGCCUUGCUUCUAAAUGUACGUACUUGCUCGUUGAACCGCAGCCAUGGAAGUGUUACCGAGCAGCUGCACGGCGCCUGCGGAAACUGGGCAGGCAUGACUUUGACCAUUUCCGUUCACUCGCCAUCAAUGGGAACAUGGCAGAGAAAAUAACUCAGAUCUUGACCGAAGACUAUGCCAUGGAAUUUGUGUGUUGCUUUGGAAGCACCAGCUGGGACAGAAGCCUCUUGCUAUUUAAAUCAAAAGCAACUCAGCAUUAAUGACUUGGAAUUUUUUAUAUUUUGUCUGAGAGAAAGUUUUGCAUUAUUAGCAGGGCUGCCUAUAUCCUGUGAUUCUAUGAACUCAUUGUAAGUGUGCAGAAACUGGCAGAGAACACAUAACGGUGUUCUGAAAAUCGUGCACUUCUAUUAUUUAUUUAAAUUAUUUUGCAAGCCCCUAAGGCUGCAAAAAUGGACUUGGGAUAUCUGUUUGCAAUAUUGGUGCAAUCUCAGAAGCCUAAGAAGAUUGCUGAACAGGGGUUUCGUCAGAAGUCAGACUUGAUGCCCCCGUGUAGUGCUUUUACUCUGCCCAUGAUGAGCAGAAGCAGAAUAAAAUAUAUACCAGAUAAAGUAAUAUUGCAUAAUCAAGAGGUUCCCUGAUUCAGCUUUUCUUACCUUGUCAUAAAAUGUUAAAUUAUAUUUAUUCUUGAAAUUAAA
This is a messenger RNA of Elgaria multicarinata webbii, 1270 nucleotides long. RefSeq names its product BCDIN3 domain containing RNA methyltransferase (gene BCDIN3D). Lineage: Eukaryota; Metazoa; Chordata; Lepidosauria; Squamata; Anguidae. The record is from RefSeq and is a predicted model, not a curated record. The transcript has 2 exons. Gene Ontology annotation, molecular function: RNA methyltransferase activity; O-methyltransferase activity. Gene Ontology annotation, cellular component: cytoplasm. The coding region runs from base 32 to 835 and encodes 267 amino acids. Gene Ontology annotation, biological process: negative regulation of pre-miRNA processing.